Molecule: messenger RNA, 3084 nt
Organism: Benincasa hispida (wax gourd)
Lineage: Eukaryota; Viridiplantae; Streptophyta; Magnoliopsida; Cucurbitales; Cucurbitaceae
Source: RefSeq, a predicted model, not a curated record
ACGAAAGAAAUACUGUACUAAAAGAAAAAAAAAUCAAAACAUGGUUCUCUCUGUCUCAAGCAUUAAAAACUAUAAUGCUUAAGAGAAUGACAUGUACACCUUUUUCUCCAUCUUCUUCCCCACCUCCUUAACUCACAUUUAUGAUUUACAGUUCUGCUGCCCGCACUUGUCUUACUGUUUCUGUUCUUAAACCUUUUUUCAAUUCCUAUCUCCAAAAUAAUAAUCUUCUUUCAUUAACGAUAAUCUGUAUCUCCUCCAAUGGCGGACUGUAUAACCAACCAAGUUUCUGCAACUACAACUCUCCUUUUAGCUCUUUUCUACCUCCAGUUUGUCUUCCUCCUCGGUGCCGGUGACUCCUUGCCGUCGUACCAACCCAUCGACAAUAUAGCCCUUGAUUGUGGUUCCAAUGACAACUCAUCUAACUAUAGAGAAAACAGCAUAUGGGUCGGCGACAUCGACUCAAAAUUCUUCCUUUCCGAUCCCCAACAAACCGACACAUCGGUGACUUUAGAGGCAGAUAUGCAGUCCACUUCAGCCCCCGCAGUCCCUUACACAACAGCUCGCCUUUCACGCUCCCAAUUCACCUACUCUUUCCCGGUAAGUCCCGGCCAGAAAUUCCUUCGUCUUUAUUUCUACUCUGCUCAUUACCAAAACUUCAACCGCUCCAACGCUGUCUUCUCUGUUAGAGCUGGUCUCUUCACUCUCCUUCGUGAUUUCAACGCUUCUGUUAAUGCUGACGCUUCUGGUCAGAAUGAUAUUUUUCGAGAAUUUUGUGUGUAUGUGGAUGGAAAUUAUCAGAAAUUAAACCUUACAUUUACACCCACAGAUCAAGACUCGUAUGCUUUUAUUAGUGGGAUUGAGAUUGUAUCCAUGCCCUCUAAUCUUUAUUAUACACCAUUAGAGUUGAACGACGAAAGCGGUCGGGGAUUGAGGCUGAUCGGCCAAAAUAAUAAGUUCUUCCCGAUUGAAAACUACACAUCUCUUGAGAUGGUAUACCGAAUUAAUAUUGGUGGAAAGUUCAUCACCCCUGCUGAAGACACUGGAAUGUUUCGGACUUGGUCACAGGAGGGAAAUUUUUUGAAUCAGUAUCCGAUGAACUUCUAUGAUGCUCGACCUGCUAACAAUGAUAUCCAACUUAAUUACAGUAGUAAAAUUCCACCUUACACUGCGCCAGAAAACUUGUAUCGAACUGCUCGAACAAUGGGACCGAAUGCUACUGAGAAUAAGAGAUAUAACCUGACAUGGGAAUACCCUGUUGAUCCUGGGUUCUUUUACAUGAUUCGUCUUCAUUUUUGCGAGUUUGAGAAGGAAAUUGACGCUGUAGGAGAUAGAGUGUUCUUGAUUUAUAUAAGAGACACGAUAGCUGAGCAAUCCGCUGAUGUGUUCCGUUGGGCUGGAGGAAAAGGGAUUCCAUAUCGUAGAGAUUACGUUGUGCUUGUGUCGAAAAAUGGCCAAAAGAAAGUGAAUCUCUCUGUUAUGCUCCAAGCAAAUCCAGAUGACUUUAGGACUAGAUUCACCAACGUGAUCUUGAAUGGAGUCGAAAUCUUCAAAUUAAACAAUUCGGAUGGAAACCUUGCUGGCCAAAAUCCUGACUCAACUGCCACUACCCACACCCAAUUUCUUCCACCGCCCAUCUCACGAUCAAAGCAUAAUUCGAUUAGUAGAAUGGAGGCAAUUGUAAUACUUGUCGUGGUUGGAGGUGUGGUUGUGAUGAUAUUGGCUCUGGGUUUGUUUGUUUUUCGGCGACGUAGAACGUUUAUGGAUCAAAGCUCUAGCGACGGAACUUCGUGGUGGGCUCUUUACUCCUUAUCAACGAACAAAUCUAGUAAGUCUCGCAAUUCAAAUCUCCCCUCUGAUUUAUGUCGUUACUUCUCAUUGGCGGAGAUUAGAGCAGCCACCAAAAAUUUCGACGACAUUUUCAUCAUUGGCGUUGGCGGAUUUGGUAACGUCUACAAAGGUUAUGUUGACGAUGGAACCACUCAAGUGGCAAUUAAACGGUUGAAACCAGGUUCCAAACAAGGAGCACACGAGUUCAAGACAGAGAUUGAGAUGCUCUCACAACUUCGCCAUCUCCAUCUUGUUUCCCUAAUUGGAUAUUGUAACGAUGGAAAUGAAAUGAUUCUAGUAUAUGAUUACAUGUCUCAUGGAACCCUUCGUAAUCACCUUUACGGUGAUGAUGAUGUGUUACCUCUCCCAUGGAAGCAACGCCUCCAAGUCUGUAUUGGAGCUGCAAAAGGAUUACACUACCUCCACACUGGGGCGAAACACACCAUCAUCCACCGUGACGUCAAAACCACUAAUAUUUUACUAGACGAGAAAUGGGUCGCGAAGGUUUCUGAUUUUGGGUUGUCAAAAGUCGGGCCAGCAGACAUGUCUAAAGCACACAUUAGCACAGUAGUUAAAGGUAGCUUUGGUUACCUAGACCCAGAGUACUACCGCCGACAACGAUUGACUGAAAAAUCAGACGUAUAUUCAUUUGGAGUAGUUCUCUGUGAAGUGUUGUGCGCUCGUCCACCAUUGAUGCGGUUGGCGGACAAGAAGCAAGUGUACCUAGCAGAGUGGGUCCGACAAUGCAACCGUGACAACAUGAUCGCUCAAAUCAUCGACCCAAACAUCAAGAACGAAAUCUCACCGGAGUGCUUGAGGAAGUUCAUAGAGAUCACAGUGAGGUGCAUCCAAGACGACGGAAUAAAUCGACCGUCGAUGAAUGACGUGGUGUGGGGAUUGGAGUUUGCUGUUCAAUUACAAGAGGCGUCGAAGAAGAAAGGAGUUCAAGAUGAUGUGGAAGGCGGUGGCGAUGACGAUGACAAGAGGGAGGGUGGGGAAGAAGAUUGGUUGAUGGAGGAGUCAUUAUUCAGUAGUACCAAUGAUCGAAAUCAUAGGUUGGAGUCUGGCAUAAGCAGUGAUGUGACGACAAACAAUAGUGAUGAUUCCAGUUAUGUGUAUAAUAAAGGAAUGUCCGGUACUAUUUUCUCUGAGAUUAAGGACCCUGCCGGGAGAUGAAGUACUUAUAUAUAUACGGUGGAAGAAGAUUAUGAGAAUGGUUGUUAUUUAUAAAUCUUUUAUAUCUUCUAAUUCAUUUAA